Molecule: messenger RNA, 5687 nt
Organism: Mizuhopecten yessoensis (Yesso scallop)
Lineage: Eukaryota; Metazoa; Mollusca; Bivalvia; Pectinida; Pectinidae
Product: calcium-transporting ATPase type 2C member 1-like
Exons: 23
Coding region: 244-2958 (904 amino acids)
Biological process (GO): calcium ion transmembrane transport; manganese ion transport; intracellular calcium ion homeostasis
Cellular component (GO): Golgi membrane; plasma membrane; endoplasmic reticulum
Molecular function (GO): ATP binding; P-type calcium transporter activity; ATP hydrolysis activity
Source: RefSeq, a predicted model, not a curated record
UUACGCAAAUCUGUUGUCAAAAGCUGUCAUAAUAUCACCGUAAAAACAAUUUGUAGAGGUGACUGGUCAACUAGUGAUUGACUACAUCCUUUUCAACACCAACCAGCAAGUGCCAAUUACUAUCAGUUACACAGCAUAGCCAUAUCAUGAUGUAAAAAGUCCUUAGACACCCAAGAAGUUUCCAUACAUAUCAUUUUGUAUGAACAUUAGACGAACACAGGGACUUCCAGUGUCUGCUUUGGAAUGAUGUCAACAAUAUGUUCAGAAGACGCUUGUCAGCUGUCUGUGGCAGAGACAGAGAACCAGCUAAGGACAGAGUCCAGUACAGGACUGGAACAGGAGGAGGCCGAUCGACGUAGAGCAGUACAUGGCUACAAUGAGUUUGAAAUCACAAAAGAUGAACCACUCUGGAAAAAAUAUCUAGGACAGUUCAAUGAUCCACUAAUCCUGCUGCUGUUGGCCUCAGCAGUUAUCAGCAUCUUUAUGAAGCAGUUUGAUGAUGCUAUCAGCAUUACUGUGGCCAUCAUAAUUGUUGUGACAGUUGCAUUUGUACAGGAGUACAGAUCAGAAAAGUCACUGGAAGCCCUGACUAAACUUGUCCCUCCAAAAUGUCACUGUAUUAGGGAAGGGAAGCUGCAGACAUUCCUGGCACGAGAACUAGUACCUGGGGACGUAGUUUGCCUCGCUAUGGGGGACAGAGUUCCUGCAGAUAUCAGACUGUUUGAGUCUCAACAAUUAGCUAUAGACGAGUCGAGUUUCACAGGAGAAAUUGUACCACGCUCAAAAGUAGCCAACGCUUUACCAAAGAAACAACAGAUCGACAUUAACGAAAGGAAGAAUAUUGCGUUUAUGGGGACACAGGUCAGGUGUGGACGAGGAAAGGGUUUUGUAAUAGGGAUUGGUGAAAAUUCAGAAUUUGGAGAAAUCUUCAAGAUGAUGCAGGAAGAGGAGUCACCAAAGACACCCCUCCAGAAGAGUAUGGACAUUCUGGGCAAACAGCUGUCUUUCUACUCCUUCUGUAUCAUAGGGGGUAUCAUGUUCCUGGGCUGGAUCCAGGGCCGCAGCCUUCUCGACAUGUUCACCAUCGGGGUCAGUUUGGCCGUGGCUGCUAUCCCAGAGGGUCUGCCUAUCGUGGUCACAGUGACACUAGCAUUGGGGGUGAUGAGGAUGGCCAACAGAAAAGCCAUUGUGAAGAAACUGCCAACUGUGGAAACUUUAGGAUGUACAAGUGUUGUCUGCUCUGACAAGACUGGAACUUUGACCAAGAAUGAAAUGACUGUCACCCAUAUAUACUCCUCAGAUGGAUUAGUAGCAGAGGUGACUGGUGUGGGUUAUAAUGCCUCCGGAGAAGUGGUGUGUCAACGACAGGAAGUGAGAGAUAACUCUCACCCCUCCCUCAUCAAGGUCAUCGAGGUCGGAUGUAUCUGUAAUGAUGCUGACAUAUGUGCUGAUGGACUUCAUGGCCAACCAACAGAGGGUGCUCUCAUAGCAUGUGCAUGGAAGAUGAACAUCCACAAUGUCCGUGACCUGUACACACGGCUAGAGGAGAAGCCCUUCGACUCUGAAACUAAGUGUAUGAUAGUAAAGUGUACACCCCAGUACGGUAAUAGUAAGGAGAUGAUUUACUUUGUGAAGGGAGCUAUUGAGAAAGUGCUGAGUAACUGUGUGAGGUACAACAGUGAGGGUACUUGUCUACCCAUAUCUGAUAAACAUAAGAUGGAGUAUACGGAGCAAGCAGUCAGGAUGGGCAGUGCAGGUCUGCGUGUAUUGGCGAUGGCGUAUGGACCUGACCCACAAAGCCUUGUAUUUGUGGGUAUGGUUGGGAUUAUUGACCCACCCCGCCCUGGGGUCCGGGAGUCCAUCUCAACCCUAAUCAGUGGGGGUGUGGCCAUCAAGAUGGUGACUGGUGAUGCAGAAGAAACUGCCAAGGCUAUAGGUGCUCGACUUGGAUUGUAUGCCACGGGAAACAGAACUUUGUCUGGUGACCAGGUAGAAAAAAUGGAUACUGAAUCACUCAAAGACGUCAUCAACAAUACCACUGUGUUUUAUAGAACCACACCAAGACACAAAGUCAAGAUUGUAAAGGCCCUGCAGUCUCUCGGCCAUGUUGUGGGUAUGACCGGUGACGGUGUUAACGAUGCUGUAGCACUGAAGACAUCCGAUAUCGGGAUCUCCAUGGGGCGGUCGGGUACUGAUGUGUCCAAGGAGGCAGCGGACAUGAUACUGGUCGACGAUGACUUCUCUGUCACACUAUCUGCCAUCGAAGAAGGAAAAGCAAUAUUCUACAAUAUCAGAAAUUUUGUCAGGUUUCAACUAAGCACGAGUAUAGCCGCCCUGUCCCUGAUAGCCCUGUCCACACUGAUGCAACUGCCCAAUCCUUUGAAUGCCAUGCAGAUUCUGUGGAUCAACAUCAUAAUGGACGGCCCUCCAGCACAGAGUCUGGGUGUGGAGUCUGUGGACCAUGAUGUCAUACGGCAGCCCCCACGCAAGGUCAAGGACCCCAUCAUCACCAAAAGUCUCAUGGGUAGUGUCCUCAUGUCAGCAGCCAUCAUUGUCGUGGGCACACUGUGGGUGUUCUGGAGGGAGAUGAGCGACAACAAGAUCACACCUAGAGAUACAACUAUGACCUUCACCUGUUUUGUAUUCUUUGACAUGUUUAAUGCUCUCAGCUGUAGAUCUCAGGAGAAGUCAAUAUUUCAAAUAGGACUUUUUACCAACAAAGUAUUUCUGACAGCAGUGGUUGGCUCCAUCAUUGGCCAGCUCCUCGUCAUCUACUUUCCCCCUCUACAGGCUAUAUUCCAGACAGAGGCCCUGUAUUUUCAAGAUUUUGUGUUUCUAAUAUUCCUGACGUCAAGUGUAUUUAUAGCAUCUGAGGUUAAGAAGGCAAUUUACCGGGUGACAGAACGAAGGAAGAAAUUACAGGCAACCAGCAUGUACUACCCCGACCACUUGGUGUGACACCUUAACUACAGUGUAUCCAGGUGUGUAAAUCUGACGCGAUACCUGUCCAUUUGUGUAAGAGACGAUGUGUGAUACCUGUAUGUUUGUGAGGACACCAGGGCAUACCUGUGUAAUCCACACCUGGAUAUGUGACACAUAUGUCCACCACACGUGCACCUAGACGUGUGAAACCUGUGCUCAUCACACCUAGGCGAUUGAAAUCAUGUACUCCACAACUGGAAGUGUGAUACUUGACCUGCCAUUUUGACAGAAAAUGUGAUAUCAGUCUUUUUUUAGGUUGAAGUGCUUGUAAUUGUAUUAAAUGUGACACUUGUCUAUAUGUGAAAGCAUGACUGAAGAUACCUGUUGAUGUGACACGUGUGUGUUAUACCUGUCAAUGUGACACGUGUGUAAUACCUGUUGAUGUGACACGUGUGUGUAAUAUCUGUUGAUGUGACACAUGUGUGUAAUACCUGUUGAUGUGACACAUGUGUGUAAUAUCUGUUGAUGUGACACGUGUGUGUAAUAUCUGUUGAUGAAGUUUAUUUAAAUGACUUAAAUACUGUUUUGAUGGGACCAAGGACUUGUCAAUGUGAGAGCUGUAAUUGUCUGAAAACACAGGUAAUGGUGACCUGUCACAUGGUUGCAAGUCUGUUAGUAACUUGGUGAAAAUGUUAGAUAACAUUUGUAGCUAUGUUUAGAUAAUUUAUCAGUGAUUUUUGGCACACAGAUAUUCAAGUCCUACACUCAUGCUUUUCCUCUUUGGACAUGCCCACAUUUUCAUAACCCACUACAUCUCUUAAUAAUUGAAUUCAUCAACAUUUUGAAAAUGAAGUUCAGGACUUGCCUAAAAGUUUUUACAUAAAUCACUAAUUUAUUUUGAAUUUGCAAUGUAAUACUUAGACCAAAUAUGAAAUUAUAGCAAAGCAAACUUAUAUCGACCUCAAAAUAAGACGAUCAAUUCACCAUUGAAUUGAACCCAAAGCUUUAUUUACAAGUAUGUAAACAACCAUAUCAUCUCAGAUGUAAAUCUCAUUACUUACCGUACAUCAUCUAAAAAAUGCCCCGCAAGCUUAGCAGUUUCUGAUCGCAUGAUUGCAGAACUUUCCAGUACAACUAUAUGUUCAUAAAUAGCCAUAAGAUACUUUAAUGAAAGUUGGUAAUUUUUAUGAAAGGAUGAGACUCUUAGACCAGAAACAAGGGAUAAGGGGGUGCUUAAAAGGGGUGGGGCACUUGGUAUGUCAAAUACCUACAGUAGUUUAUAUAGAAUCAUUCCUCAUGGCCCAAUGUUUGCGGGUAGCUUUUAUAAAUGUUUGUUAUUGUUGAAGGGAGUUUAUAGUGUGUGGUUGUUACUUUGCUUUCUUGACUCAUAGACUCAGUUUUUUUGUGAUAACUCAAAGAAUAUACAACAUUAUUUCACAAGGCAAACCUUAUUUUCUUACUUUUGCCUAAUAACUCCAGGAAUUAAAUCUGAUCCUCUAUCAAGCUAAAACUACAAAUGUAGAGAAAUUAUUUGCAAACCACCAAAAAGUUAACAUAUAAGGAAAAGACAUUUUGACGACUUAUUUUCUUAUUUUUACCCAAUAUUUCUUGAGAAAUUUUGAUGAAAUUUCCUAUUUACCUUUGCUAUGCCUGUAACAAAUUUGAAUAUGGCUGCAAUUGUCAAAGGUAAAGGUCACUUUUACCUAAAACAGAGUUUAAUCAUGGAUGUAGCAGGGAUGGGGUGUAUUAAGAGACUCAGUUUCUCCUAUUUGUUGUAGUUGGAGAAAAAACAUUUUAUAUCCUAUCUGAAAUAGUGCAUAACAACUGGACUAGAGUAGUAAAAUAUGGUCCGACUUGUAAAAUUAUGUUGAUUAUUCAUCAAGUCUGUAAGACAAGUAGAAGAUAUUUUAUAUACCUUGUGACAUGACGACAAUGAUGUAAUGACAUGCCUACAGUUUAACGGCUUCUCGUCAUUUGAUUUCUUCCUUUUAAUAAACAUGUGAUAGCAGACAAGUUUAAGGCUUGACAGAGAUUGUAAAUAAUCAUGAUGGCAAUUUAAAUUAAGUUUACUGUGUAACAGCUUGUCUCAGUAUGUUGUAUUAUGUAACCCUUUGAAGAGAGAAAGCUUUAUACUACAUAUUAUCAUGGGCAAUCCUUGGGAAGAGGUUUAUGUCUGUUAGUUUAUUUGUAAUGCUGUAGUGUACCUAGCUGUAUAAAUGUGUACUGGGCCUGUUUGCAUGUUCAUAUAUUCAAAUGAUGCAUUUGUUGAGUCAACCUUAUGUUGUCUGGACAACAGGGGUGUGUGGACACCAGAUAGUCAUUUUGUGUAAUAGAUGUGUCUGUUCAGUCAAACAUGUGUUGACUGGACAGCAGGAGGUGUGACGAUGCCAGAUAGUCAUUUUGUGUAAUAGAUGUGUCUGUUCAGUCAAAGAUGUGUUGACUGGACAACAGGAGGUGUGACGAUGCCAUUUAUGUGUUGACCAGGCAACAGAGGUGUGUGGACACAAGAUACUAUUAGUAGUUACUUUGUGGGAUAAUUGUAUCUGUUGAGUCAACCGUGUGUUGACCGGGCAACAAGAGUGUGUAAAACACCAGAUAGUAACUUAGUGUAAUGUUUGUGUGUUUACAGCCAUUACUUUGUGUAAUGUUUGUGUGUGUUGAGCCAUUAAUGGCCAGCGAGGUGUGUAGAACACCAGAUAGUAACUUUGUGUAAUGUAUGUGUGUUGAGCCAUUACUUUGUGUAAUGUAUGUGAGUUGAGCCAUUA